UAAUCGGUAGACAAUACGGUCUACAGACCAGAAUGGCGUUUUCAUGGUGCCCCCGAACGUGAAUAUUUCCGCCCGUGUUUUCUAAGAUGAAAGAGUUUGGACCAAUAAGAGCGAGAGGAUAACGACAGUCGUCGUUAUGAGCCAAUCGAAAGACAGUACGCGAGGACUGACCCCGCCCUCUCACGGCGUACUAUGCAAUCAUUCAUGUUCCUGGGCUGUGGAGUCCGCAGAGCGUUUCCUGCCCUGAUGCAUGGUGGUCGGACGAAGGGAUUGUUGGAAAAUUUGGGAGUUGGAGUUGUAUCAGGAUAGUGUGGUGUUGGCUGGUUGGUGUUCGCAGGUAGACCAUGCUCUUGGCCCAGGUGAAUCGAGACACCCAGAGCAUGGAGUUUCAAAGUGUCGAGGGUGACCCACAGCAGGUUACCCUUUGUCUGACAGAGGCUGUGACCGUUGCAGAUAGUGACCACAUUGAGGCUAUGGACACAGUGAGUUUACAGGCAGUCACUCUGGUGGAUGGCUCCACUGCGUACAUACAGCACAGCCCUAAAGUUUCUCUUACAGAUAAUAAGAUAAUGGAAGGGCAGGUGAUCCAGUUGGAAGAUGGAUCUGCUGCAUAUGUGCAGCAUGUACCAAUGCCUAAAACAGUAGGAGAAGGGCUGAGACUAGAGGACGGUCAAGCUGUGCAGCUGGAGGAUGGAACGACUGCAUACAUUCAUACACCCAAAGAAACAUAUGAUCAGGGUGGUUUACAGGCGGUCCAACUGGAGGAUGGCACCACUGCCUACAUCCAACAUAUGCCCCAGUCGAGCACCAUCCUGGCCAUUCAGGCUGACGGCACAGUGGCUGACCUGCAGACAGAGGGCACCAUCGACCCUGAGACCAUUAGUGUACUGGAGCAAUACUCCACCAAGAUGGAGGGCACAGAAUGUGGCACUGGGUUGCUUGGUAGAGGCGACUCUGAUGGCAGUGUGCAUAUGCAGAUUGUACUCCAGGGUCAGGAGAGCCGGUCUCCCAGAGUGCAGCACAUUGGGGAAAAGUCCUUCCGUUGUGAGCACGAGGGCUGUGGAAAACUAUACACCACGGCACACCAUCUAAAAGUACAUGAAAGAUCACAUACUGGUGAUAAACCUUACAUAUGUGACCAUCUGGGCUGCGGUAAAAAGUUCGCCACAGGGUACGGACUCAAAAGUCAUGUUCGAACACACACUGGUGAAAAACCAUAUCGCUGUCAGGAGCUCAACUGCCUUAAGUCUUUCAAGACAUCUGGAGACCUACAGAAACACACACGAACACACACAGGGGAGAAGCCUUUCAAAUGUCCAUUUGAAGGUUGUGGGAGAUCUUUCACCACUUCAAAUAUUCGAAAGGUUCACAUACGAACACACACUGGUGAGCGGCCGUACUACUGCUCUGAGCCCAACUGUGGAAGAGCCUUUGCCAGUGCCACCAACUACAAAAAUCACAUGAGGAUCCACACUGGAGAGAAGCCUUACGUCUGCACUGUUCCUGGCUGUGAUAAGCGCUUUACUGAGUACUCCAGUCUCUACAAGCACCAUGUGGUCCACACUCCCUGCAAGCCCUACAACUGCAACCAUUGUGGGAAGACCUACAAGCAGAUCUCUACUUUAGCCAUGCACAAACGCACAGCCCACAAUGACACCGAGCCCAUUGAAGAGGAGCAGGAAUCCUACUUUGAGCCGCCUGCAGAGGCCGUUGAUGACCCCACGUUAACAUUUACUCCUACUGUAGUGGAGGAGGACAGUGGCUCAGAGCAGGUUUCAGCAGGAUCAGAGAUCAUGAGUCAGCAGCACGUAGCGCUCAUAUCUCAAGAUGGAACACAGCAGGUUCUCUCUCAGGCAGAUGUGCAAGCAAUGAGUGGCACAAUAACCAUGGUAACGCAAGAGGGAACCACUAUAACCAUCCCUGCACAUGAAGCAAUGCUUUCAUCGGGAGAAACUCACUCGGUCACCAUGGUUUCAGCGGACGGCACAGAAGGACAGGUGGCCAUUGUGACGCCGGAUCUGUCCAUGUUUCAGACUGAGGAAGGGGAGUUGGUGCAGGAGCAGCAGCAGCACCCUGUGGUAUCCACCAGCCCACACCCAGUUACUCUGCUGGCUACCUCCAACGGCACACACAUAGCCGUGCAGCUCAGCGACCAACCCUCGCUAGAAGAGGCAAUCAGAAUUGCAUCAAGAAUACAGCAAGGAGAGUCGCCAGGCCUGGAUGAUUAAAGCAUGACCUUUAAUAUAGUACCAUCAGCUUGAACGAGUGUGUGUGCGUGUGGGUGUUUACAGUGAGCAACGGAGAGAAUCAAGUAUCAAAAAAGAAAUGUUUGCUAUGCCAGCAUUAUGAUUGCUCUGUUUCAAGAGGACUGAAGAUAUUUUUAUGUGGAUUUAUGUACAUAGCUAUGUUUUGAAACUGGAGUUUUCUGCUGUAAAUAUUUAUUUGAUUCUUCUAUUGAAUACAUGACUUUUUAGGAUCUUAAUAAAUGAAUGGUCCAAACAGUA
This is a messenger RNA of Colossoma macropomum (tambaqui), 2504 nucleotides long. RefSeq names its product zinc finger protein 143b (gene znf143b). NCBI's taxonomy places the organism in Eukaryota, Metazoa, Chordata, Actinopteri, Characiformes, Serrasalmidae. The transcript is spliced from 16 exons. Gene Ontology annotation, biological process: regulation of transcription by RNA polymerase II. Gene Ontology annotation, cellular component: PcG protein complex; transcription regulator complex. The record is from RefSeq and is a predicted model, not a curated record. Gene Ontology annotation, molecular function: DNA-binding transcription factor activity, RNA polymerase II-specific; RNA polymerase II cis-regulatory region sequence-specific DNA binding. The coding region runs from base 345 to 2228 and encodes 627 amino acids.